UUUUGCUGCGUUUCCGCGCUGUCAUUGUUUCCGUUUCCACCUCCGAGAAGCCUCACGCCUCCACACACACAGACUAUCUUCUUUUUUUGUUUGUUUGAGUUUGGUAGUUUGCUGAUUUCUUUUUUGUUACAACCAUGGGAGACAUCGAGGCUCCCAGCCCGAACCCGCCGCGCCAGAACGUCCUUCUCUCGGUUCUCCCGAGCAAAGAGUUCGCCUCCUCCAGGAAAGGAAUGCUGCUCAUUGCUGAAGUGGCACUGUCCUUUGUGUCGUUUGUGUGUUUCGCGGCAUCCACAGCAGCGGCCUUCGUGACAGUUCCCCUGCUGGAGUUCCUGGCUGCUCUCUUCUUGUUGUUUGCUUACUCCACCAAAUUCAAUGAGAGGUUUAAAGGCUUCCUCUGGCCUCUCAUGGAUUUCAUGAGAUGUGUGACUGCCUCCAUUAUCUUCUUCAUCAUCUCCAUAAUUGCAGUAUCCAAAUAUUCGGACGGUGCCUCUAAGGCUGCUGGGAUAUUUGGGUUCAUUGCCACCAUCGUUUUUGCUUUAGAUUUUUACUUCAUUUUCAAUGAGCUGGCCACUUUCCUAAAGCAAGGAGGAGGGGAGACCAAUGAGGAGCCAUCAAGACAGCAAGAUGAGUUUUCAGACUCUGAUUCAGACUGAGGCCACAGAUCACCACCACCAUGCUGAUAUGUUUGAUCAUACGAGAUAAACCUCUACAGGAGAGAUUUCCACUGCUGAACUAUCAUCUGCAAAGAUCUGCAAGUGUUUCAGUAUGUCACGAGGUUAUAUUAAUACUGUGUACAGCAGAAAAUCACAUCAAGGCCUCAUUGAUUGUUGAUUAAUUAUAAUAAUUAUGUGAAUUUUUUAGUUGUUGAGGACUUUCCAUAUAGUCUCCUAGCCAAACAUGUAUGAAGAGGGGGAACCAGACCCUCUUCACUAAACCGAUGUGGUAAAUAUGUUGGUAUUUUUUAAGUUACCAAUUUACUGGUUGUUACAAGUAGUUUAUAAAACCUUGUAAAAAACAAAAAUGCUCUGUUGUUUUUUUAUGCCCAAACCCGUAUCCAGUGUCUUAGAUGAUCUGGGGUAAAUAUAAAUGCCAACAUCACACUUAAAUGAUCAUGAAGCUGUGAAAUAGUUUGGUCUCUGAGUUCUUACAAACUGUACGCUCUGCAUGUGGGAGCAUGUGCCUCAAACCUGAAAUAAUGACUUAUAUUGACUUUUGGGCAUGUAACCCUAUUUACAGACAUAUUAAACUACAACACUAAAUUAAUGUCCUUAGUGAAUAAAUGUUUAGGUGUGCUAAUAAUGGAGUAUGUAAGUCGGGCAUCAUCAUCAUUUAUAAAUUCAUAGUAUUACUCUAAAGAAAAAUACAUGUACAGUAUAUCGAAGAAGGGAUUGGUUGCAGGUUGGCUGGUUACAUCCUCUGUCCAAUUGUUUAAACUCUACAAGAGUGUAUUUUUUUUAUAAUUUGAGGAUAAUGUUUCCUUUAUCUUCCUUUAAAUUCGACUUUUGGGUCUACAGAGUUCCUGUGGCGUGCUGUACUGCAUGACAACCUUUUCUGUGUCCUGACAUCGUUUACAUGUCCUAAAACUUUUAUGUUUGAGAGUUCAAUUAACCAAAGUUUGAGAAACUCUCUACUCUUAUGUUUCAGUUUGUCUGCUGUAUGCGCUUCUUACAACCUUUGUGUGUGUGAAUAACAGAGCAUCGAAGCCACUUAAUGCAUUAUUAUUUUUUGUUAAAUGCUAGAUAUCCUAUAUGUGAAUCUUUUUUUGUAUUGAAAAGCAUAUUUGCUUAUUUUGGUUGUGAAUUCACUUUUUUUUUUUUGCUUGUAUGUUUGAUUCUUCAGUUCUUCCACUGCCACUACUACUGAAGAAUUAGGCGCACUAGAACGCCACAGUGACUGAUAAUGUAUUAUACACUGCACGCUGUACAAUGAAAAUGGAUGAAUCAGUGGCCUCCAACUUCCAUGUGGUAUUUUAACUGUUGAGAGCAAUUGGAGUUAGUUAAGAAAAUACUUCCAAAGUUGCAAUUACAUCCAAUAAUUAUUCACUGUUUGCCUUUUAUGGGAGAGUUGUGACAGUUUGUUACUUCUGUGGCUUCAUUCAUAUUGUGGUUGUGUUUGAAUAGUGUCCAGGCAGAAAUAUGCAAAAGUUGUUAUUAAUAAAUUGAGACUAAAAUUCA
Molecule: messenger RNA, 2174 nt
Organism: Sebastes umbrosus (honeycomb rockfish)
Lineage: Eukaryota; Metazoa; Chordata; Actinopteri; Perciformes; Sebastidae
Gene: cmtm3
Product: CKLF-like MARVEL transmembrane domain containing 3
Exons: 5
Coding region: 135-653 (172 amino acids)
Cellular component (GO): membrane
Source: RefSeq, a predicted model, not a curated record